Molecule: messenger RNA, 969 nt
Organism: Puma concolor (puma)
Lineage: Eukaryota; Metazoa; Chordata; Mammalia; Carnivora; Felidae
Gene: SLC25A15
Product: solute carrier family 25 member 15
Biological process (GO): mitochondrial L-ornithine transmembrane transport
Cellular component (GO): mitochondrion
Molecular function (GO): L-ornithine transmembrane transporter activity
Source: RefSeq, a predicted model, not a curated record
AUGAACACAAGCGUAAGUAAGCCCUGGGGUAGGCUGCUCCCCUCUCGUUUCUGUGGGUAUUUGAGGCUGCACUCUAACACACGUAGACUCGUGCUGGAGAUUUCUGUCCUGGUUGUAGGGGGCACGGCAUGUGUACUGACCGGGCAGCCCUUUGACACCGUGAAAGUGAAGAUGCAGACGUUCCCCGACCUGUACAGGGGCCUCACCGACUGCUGCCUGAAAACCUACUCCCAAGUGGGCUUCCGCGGCUUCUACAAGGGGACCAGCCCAGCGCUGAUUGCCAACAUCGCCGAGAACUCUGUCCUCUUCAUGUGCUACGGCUUCUGCCAACAGGUGGUGCGGAAAGUGGUUGGAUUGGAAAAGCAGGCCAAGCUAAGUGAUCUGCAGAACGCGGCCGCUGGUUCCUUCGCCUCUGCCUUUGCUGCUCUCGUGCUUUGCCCCACUGAACUCGUGAAGUGCCGACUACAGACCAUGCAUGAAAUGGAGUCGUCGGGAAAGAUAGCCAGAAGCCAUAACACAGUCUGGUCCGUGGUGAAGAGCGUCCUCAGGAAGGACGGCCCCUUGGGCUUCUACCACGGCCUCUCCAGCACUUUACUCCGAGAGGUGCCAGGCUAUUUCUUCUUCUUCGGCGGCUACGAACUGAGCAGGUCGUUUUUUGCAUCAGGAAGAUCGAAGGAUGAACUAGGCCCUGUCCCUUUGAUGUUAAGCGGUGGAGUUGGUGGAAUCUGCCUCUGGCUGGCCGUGUACCCAGUGGAUUGCGUCAAAUCCAGAAUCCAAGUCCUUUCCAUGUCUGGAAAACAGGCAGGAUUUGUCGGAACCUUGAUCAGCAUCGUGAAAAAUGAAGGAAUAACGGCCUUAUAUUCUGGACUGAAACCUACUAUGAUUCGAGCGUUCCCUGCCAAUGGGGCGCUAUUUUUGGCCUACGAGUACAGCAGGAAGUUGAUGAUGAGCCAGUUUGAAGCAUACUGA